Molecule: messenger RNA, 3336 nt
Organism: Phyllopteryx taeniolatus (common seadragon)
Lineage: Eukaryota; Metazoa; Chordata; Actinopteri; Syngnathiformes; Syngnathidae
Gene: tp53i13
Product: tumor protein p53 inducible protein 13
Exons: 9
Coding region: 243-1748 (501 amino acids)
Cellular component (GO): cytoplasm
Source: RefSeq, a predicted model, not a curated record
ACGUUGUUUGUCAGCGCUCAUUGUAGACAUCAGUUUUAAAUACAGACUUCCCUUCGUUUGUGUCACAAAGUCGAAAAUGUCGCCGGCCGUCUGAAACGGAGAAACCCGACUCAGCAUUAUUUAUUGCAGCCGCAGCUGUGUUGUGGCAACAUGUGUUUUUGAGUGUCAUUUGUCUUCUCGUAUCUGCAGCAGCCGGUGACUCCAUGGGGCUGAAGUUUGUCCCACCUGAAUGAGUGGCUAGCAUGCCGAGCCACACCGUUGCCGUGCUGGCCGCACUGUGGCUCAGUUUCUGUCGGUACACCGUCUCGGAGUAUCUGAGGCCACACUGUGACAAUGGAAAGUUUCAUGUGGAAAAGGACCUACCCACAGAUGCUGUCCACUGGGGCUGUCCUGUUCCUGCUAGGUUAGACUCCACUCAGAGGCUCCCCAGUGUUGACACAGUGUAUGAUCCCGAGCCCGCCAGGCAGGUCUGCAUGAAUGAGCCCAUCUCCUACCGUCACAGCAUCCCCAACAGCGGUGCGUUCAGGCCAGUCAGGGCGCAGAGCGGCGAGUACUUGUACUGUCCUCCUCAACGGUGGCUUUAUAACCUGCAUCACGGAGCUGCGAUAUUGCUCUACCAUCCCUGCGCAGCCUUCAGCGAGCGUCCUCUUGUGUCUAUCCUGGCCCGCUCAUGUCUAUGCGACUACAUCGUCACUCCUCACCCGCACCUCAACAAAUCCAUGCCAGUAGCUUUGGUGUCUUGGGGCAGAACGUUGGAGCUUUCCACUGCGGCCUCUUCCGACGUUUGUGAUUGGCUACAGAGCAAGACGACCUCCAGCAAUCACAUCAGUGGAAAGUACAACUUCCUGUUGACCCGGGCAGCAGAGCGUCGGGCGGGACGCUGCGCAGAACAGAAGGUGUCAGUGAGGCAAUGCUGCGAGGAGAUCAUCUCGUCGUGGCCGAAAGGGGCGAUAGAGACGCAGAAAGGUACCCCCCUGAAGAACAGAAAUGGCCAAGAACUGCCAGGGAAAUCGAAGCACAGGCAGGAAAGGGCCGCUGUUCCGCCGAAACAGGAUGACGUGAAACCAAACGGAACAUUUCAGGAGUCCAGUGUUUUGAAGAACCCAAAAAUGAAAACCAUUCCAGGGUCUAAUAUAUCAGGGCCUGCACAGAGGAUGCUACUCCCUCAGGUUCCUGAGACUGAUACACUUAAAGAUAAAAGUGCAACCGCGGAGCAGUCUUCUAAGCACAGCUCCACUGCACUUGGACAAACGCUGGAAAAUGAAGUCGUAGAUGUGAGAGAAAGGGAGUUGGCGCAAGAUGGUGACUUUCACUCAUUAAAAGAGCGAGAUGAGUCGCCGCCCGCAAAACACUCCCGCCCAGAGCCGGUAAGUGACGCGGCCAGCACAGAUGACUGUGACAGCUGCACGCCUUCACGACGGCGCGACUGUGUCAAGGACCCCGAGGGCCGAGCCACGCCCGUGAUCGCCGGCCCGCCGAGGACCGCCAGGUCCAACGAGGCGUGGUGGGCCGCGGCGGCGCUGGGCUUCCUGCUGGUUCUCCUCACGCUGUCUGUGCUGCACACGCGCCUGUACCGCCACUGGAGGACCAUGCCCAGUCUGUACUGGCACGACCCGCAGCAAGACUACGACAGCGUGGCAGACGUUAUCCACAGAAGGCUGCAAAUUGCAAAGAGGCGGCGGAAGAGAGGCCGAAGACAAGAGUGUGCCCUCCUGCCCAGCUCCUCGAGUUCGGAUGAUUACAUGUAGACAAAUGAAGGAAUCACCUUGUACAUUUGAACCUUUUUAGAAGUGUCAUAUUGAACAUGUAACUGCGGUGUGCACAGGCAGAUCGGGGCACAGCCUCAUUACCAAAAGGGACAGCUUGUAAAUUCCACAGUAAAGAAAAACUAGUUGGAAUAUCUUUUUUUUUUUUUUUUUUUAAACAGCCCAACCACAGCAGUCUGAAAUUUUCAAGGUUUUUAUAUUGCAUUGGCUUUGAAUACAUUUGUGCAGCAAUUAUGUAAGUAUUAUUUCUUUUACAGAAAUUUUUGCUGAGUCAUACUGUUUUUGUAUUUUUACUUAUGAAAGUCUAGUUUGCGAGUGGCGGCACGGUAGACUACUGGUUAGAGCGUCAGCCUCACAGUUCUGAGGACCCGGGUUCAAUCCCCGGCCCCGCCUGUGUGGAGUUUGCAUGUUCUCCCCGUGCCUGCGUGGGUUUUCUCCGGGCACUCCGGUUUCCUCCCACAUCCCAAAAACAUGCAUUAAUUGGAGACUCUAAACUUCCCGUAGGUGUGACUGUGAGUGCGAAUGGUUGUUUGUUUGUAUGUGCCCUGCGAUUGGCUGGCAACCAGUUCAGGGUGUACCCUGGCUCCUGCCCGAUGACAGCUGGGAUAGGCUCCAGCACGCCCGCUACCCUAGUGAGGAGAAGCGGCUCAGAAGAUGGAUGGAUAGUUUGCGAGUUUUAUUUCAUUCCUUGUGACCGGCAGAGGGCAUUGCCGAAAGCACUGAUUAUUAUUCCCUUAGCGUGUGCAAAGUUUGAGAAUGCAAUCCAAAAGUAUGAGAUUUUAUGUUGAAGUUACUGCUGGCGUUCAUUUGUCUGCACAGCUUUUUAUUUGUCAUGGGAGCUAUAACGAGGGCUCUGCACUCUCCAAGCAGUGUUUGACUCACUGGAUCGCGGAUGCCCUUUUUAAUUAGCUGCUGUGCGGGGGUGUCACACUACCGGGAUUGUUGGGACAUCUUGUGCUGCCCUGGAAGAUAUACUGCAUGUGCAGCUGCCUGGCACAUUUUCCAGAUUCUACAAUGUCAAUGUUACCAGUUCCCCAUUUACAGAGCCUGUUUUUGUGUCUUCAGAAACUUCUCAGUAAGGUUCGUAUCUGGGAUUCCUCAUGAUAAGCCAUUCAGUGGUUUCAGCACUGCCUUCUGGCGGUCAUUUGGGAUUCAUAGAACCGGUUAUAUUUUUAACUUUCGUUUUAAGCAAUACUGCUCGUGUGCAUUAAGUACAGACAAUGGGUAAUAAUUACGCAUAUAACUUGACUGAACAGAAGUAUAAAUUCCGAAAAAAUGUCCUGGAACUUCCUGAAAUGUGAAGUAACAUGGGAAGUAUGCAUUCAAAAAGAAAAGCUCACCCAGCUACAAUUAUUGUAUGCAUUUCCCCAUUGAGGAUUUGUGAAUGUUAAAUCUGAGAUAUAUCUACCCAGAUACAUUUUUUGAAACCACUAAAUGUUUUUGGCUUGAAAUAUAUAAUGUGAAUUUUUUUUAUUACUGACCAUAUUAGUAAUUUGUAUAAUUAGGCGAAAUAAGCACUGCAACAUAUUGACUGGUUAUUUGCAGUAAAAAUAAAUGCUGACAAAGUUGA